Messenger RNA from Capronia coronata CBS 617.96, 930 nucleotides. RefSeq lists its product as uncharacterized. Lineage: Eukaryota; Fungi; Ascomycota; Eurotiomycetes; Chaetothyriales; Herpotrichiellaceae. The transcript is spliced from 2 exons. The record is from RefSeq and is a predicted model, not a curated record. The coding region runs from base 1 to 930 and encodes 309 amino acids.
AUGGACUCGCCAGCACGGUUACGUGAAGCUCAGCCCCGCCGAGAAGACCCACUGCCGAAUGACGGGGCGAUCCACCAAGGUGGUUCGCGCUUCGGCACCACGCAGGUGACGGGUGGAUGGGCCUUGCAAGGCAAUUUUGUCGGCUUGACUAUUAACUCGACAGCUCCGGCUCGGCCCGACUACGCCGGCCUGUUCUCCCACUCCUCGCUUGGGCCCGUUAAGGCAUUCGUGCCACGACCGCUCCUCCACACCCAGAUCAGGGAGCAGCUCCGUGGCGAUAAUGGUAAUGACAAUAAUGCGAAGAAGGUCCUGGUGGUGUGGGGACUAGGUGGUGCAGGGAAGACACAGCUGGUGCUUAACUACGUGCAACAAUGUCGGAAUGACUAUCACGCCACGUUCUGGAUCGAAGCCGGCCAGAAGGAGUCCCUGGAACGCGACUUUAUACUUCUCUACAAGACGUUGUUCCGUGUGCAGAUAGGUAGUGAGACGAGGACGGUCAGCGUUGAAGAUGCGGUACUGGGAGUGAAGAGCUGGUUUUCUAGCCGGCCAGGCUCGUGGCUGAUGGUAUUUGACGGCGCCGAUGUGAUUGAAAAGCGGGACAGUGCCGGUUAUAUUGACAUUAAGCACUUUAUCCCGGAUGCGCCGUCCCUUCACGUGAUCAUUACCAGUCGAAGCAGUACGGCGAAGGAUAUGACACCCCUAGCAGGGGUGGCCGUCGGAGAGAUGGAAGUGGCACAGGCGGCAGAGCUGUUCUAUCGAUCCUCCCAAGUGCAACGUGACGAUGAAGAGGUGGACAGUGAGGUCGAGAGCAUUGUGCGAGAGCUAGGAUACCUAGCGCUAGCCGUGAUACUGGCAGCGACGUAUGUGAGCCGGACUCCGCGGUUGCAGUCCGACAUCAAGGCAUACCUUCCAGAAUACAAACAAAGAUGA